This is a messenger RNA of Scheffersomyces amazonensis, 1327 nucleotides long. Its product is annotated as short-chain alcohol dehydrogenase. The record is from RefSeq and is a predicted model, not a curated record. The transcript has a single exon. Bases 88 to 1092 code for a protein of 334 amino acids. NCBI's taxonomy places the organism in Eukaryota, Fungi, Ascomycota, Pichiomycetes, Serinales, Debaryomycetaceae.
GUGAUAUCCUUUGAAUUGAUAACAGAGAAUACUUUUGAAUUAUAGGAUUAUACAAUAAUACUUUUGCAUUAUCAAUAGACAGUUAAAAUGGUUCAUAAAGUUACCUUUCCAAAGUAUUCAUUCUCCGAUUACUUGAUGUUAUUCAAUGGGUUCUUCCCAAAGAAGCCAACUUUCACAGAAAAGGAUUAUCCAAGUUUAGAUGGUAAAGUUGUGAUUAUUACUGGUGCCAAUAGUGGUGUUGGUUAUCAAAGUGCUAAAUCAUUACUUGGAUCAACUAAUGCUAGAGUUUAUAUGUUUGCUAGAAACCCUACUAAGGCUGAACAAGCUAUUAAGAAAUUAGAAGUCGAAGUUGCUCAAGAAUAUAAGAAAACCAACUUAGAUAUUCACUUUAUUCAGAUUGAUUUCAGUGAUUUAACCACUAUUAAACCUGCUGCAGAAAAAUUCCUUUCUCAAGAAAACAGAUUAGAUAUUAUAAUUCAUAAUGCUGGUGUUAUGACUCCUCCUGCAGGUUCCAGAACAAAACAAAAUUUCGACUUAGAAUUGGGUACUAAUAACCUCGGUUCUCAAUUAUUACAAAAAUACUUGGAUCCAAUAUUAAUUAAAACUUCUAUUACAAACAAGCCUGGCGAGUCAAGAAUUGUUUGGGUUGCGUCCACUGCUAGUUAUUUAUCUCCAAUAGGUGGUAUUCAUUACGCGGACCCUAACUUCAAUGAUAGCGAUGCUACUAAAGAAACUAUUUAUGGACAAAGUAAAGCAGUGAAUGUUUUACAAGCUAAGGGAUGGAAUGGAGCUCACCCAGACGCUAAGAAUGUUGUAUGUGUUUCUAUCUGUCCUGGUUAUUUGAGAACCGAAUUACAGAAGUAUGCCACUGGAUUUGAGGCUUUAAUAUAUAGACUAUUCUUUCAUGAUGCUAGAAAUGGUGCGUACACAGAAUUAUUUGCUGCAUUAUCUCCAAAAUUAACUAUGCAAAAUACCGGUGCCUAUGUUAUUUCUUUUGGCCAUAUUAGCAAAGCUAGAAAGGAUUUAGAUGACCCAGAAAACAUUAGAAAAGCUUGGAAUUUCUUAGAAGAAGAACUCAAACCUUACAUUUAGAUUACAGAAUAUAGACAUUUUCUAUUUAAUCAGUAAUAAAUUAAUUCUUUGAAAAAUUAACAGUUCGACUUUUUCAGUAACAAAUUACACUAAGAUAUUUAGCCGCAAAAUGUUGCAACCUGUCAAAAUUACUUUGACACAACACACCAGCCAACAAUGUCAGGGAUAACAAGAGCCGCAAUUACUUAAUUCAAUAUUAUUAGAUAUUGGAUUUCGGUUAAUAUUCAUUAUUGCC